Messenger RNA from Ornithodoros turicata, 2474 nucleotides. RefSeq names its product chitinase-3-like protein 1. Gene Ontology annotation, biological process: chitin catabolic process; carbohydrate metabolic process. The transcript is spliced from 5 exons. Gene Ontology annotation, molecular function: chitinase activity; chitin binding. Bases 64 to 1851 code for a protein of 595 amino acids. Gene Ontology annotation, cellular component: extracellular region. The record is from RefSeq and is a predicted model, not a curated record. Lineage: Eukaryota; Metazoa; Arthropoda; Arachnida; Ixodida; Argasidae.
UUCCACUGCUACGUCCUCAUCGAGUAGACCCGCUGGCAGACCAGAACAACCAGAAGGCGCGUCAUGGCAGACAAAGGUACUUCGAAGACUACCUUCAGAGACUUCAUCUCCCGGCUGGUGCCUAACUUUGGAAAGAAGUUCUACCGCUACUCAGUGUCGACGAAAUAUCACAAGUAUUCGGGCGACAUCGAAAGCUUUGAAACCAAAGGUGCAGUGCCGCCCUCCCAGACAACAGUGGCGGAGGACAAUGUGACAGGCCAGGCUGAAGCCCAGAGGAAACAACAGGAUCCCUUUAAGCAGAUGCUCCAAAAGCAACCGGUUGCUGCCGCGCCCUUGCGAAACGUGUACCAGAGCCAGUGGACGGAGAAGAGCAGUAGUGUGGGCGAACUCCUCAGUAGCGGACCUAAUCGGAGCCCGUACGACGAUAAGUGCACUACGGAAUGUAGCACGAUGACCCUUCUACUGCUCCUUGUGACCACGAUGGUCAUCAUCACCGUCUUCGGGCUCACAAGGUCUCGUCCACGUGAAACGACCACUACUGAAUAUACGUCCCGUUCGGAUCCAUAUUACGUGCCAUGGGACUUCUAUCCAGCGAGUGGCCCGACGGCCGACACACCUACCACUGCCCACGACUCUCCUAUGACGACAAGUCAUGAAACCACCCACACGACACUCGAAACUGCUGAAGAGAAGCAGACCACCACAAGCACCGGGCUGCCCAGCACCAUCUCGAACGCAUCGCGGACACCGAUUAAUCAUGAAGAGAACGCCACUGAUACCGACCACUCCAAUAGCAGUCGCAGGUCCGUGUGCGUCUACCAGAGCCGCAGCGAACAUCACGUCGUUCUGGGUAGCGAGUACGGCUUGCUCCUGUUUCAUCGUCCUACCAUCUACUGCCACGUCGUCCUGUACUGCUGCCUCAGCCUCUCCAGCCACUAUACUAUCGUAGCGCAGACUGGCAACCCUGCAUCCUACCGCCUAUUCAGCAGUCUGACGUCUGCAAACGCUGGGGGGCGACCGUUCGCCAUCUUAGGCGGAACAUCAGGGGAUGAUGGAUUGUUCGACGGCUUGCUUCAUCGCCGGAAAGUGCGAAAAGCAUUCAUUAAGAAUGCUAUCACCUGGUGUGAGAGAAACAACUUCUCGGGCAUAUAUCUGUACUGGAAAUCUCCACCAGCAAAUAUGACGUAUGCGCUCAACCAGCUCGUGAAAGAAGUCAGCCGUGGCCUAGCAGACGGGAGCCAUCGCCUGGGACUGGUCAUCGAGCAAGAUCCCGUUGUGUACUCUUACUUCGACCUUGACGCAAUCGCAACCGUGUUGGACUCCAUCAUACUUGUACCACGUCACUAUUCAGAGCAGGACUACACGCCCCACGCAUUCAGAUAUUACUCCAAUGGCACCAUAGACGACGUGUCCACCUUUACAUCCAACCUGACAGAGACGUUCCGGCAGAAGACAUGCCUCCUACUGCCAGCACGAGCGCUCACUUUCCAGCUACAACGAAACGCAUCUCCCAGCGAAACUGAGCCCCUGUCCAUAGGCCCGGGUUUACAAGGAUCCAUCACGAGGGUUCGAGGCCAACUGGCGUACUACGAACGCUGCCACAUGGUUGCCAACAACUGUUCGCAUUUGCGCACCGAGUACGGGGAGGCGGCUGUAUGCGGGGACACGUGGACCGCAUACCCAGCGUUGCCAGACCUCCCACAUUUCGCUUGCGACAUCGAAAGGGCGUCCGGGAUCAACUGCCUCGGCGUAUGGGACUCCGACUGGGACGACUUCACGGGGACGUGCGGUCACGGCGACUUUCCGUUGACCAAGGCGGUGUUUGAGAGGGUCGUCAGCAACCCGUGCUGAUUUUUGGUGACCCAAAAUAACAUGAUUGGCAGAAUGAUAAAGUGUAUAAAUUAUAUAAGAAGACGGCACGGAGGAAUUUUUUGUCCACGCUUGGUAGAAUUUGUUCAGUAAACACGGAUUCACAAAAGCUAUAAAGUUACGGAAUUUCUUACCGUAUUCUAUCGUUCCUGAUGUACCUUUCGGGAAGAGAUGAUAAUUUAACGCUGCAAUUAAAGCGCAGUUUCUGCUGAUUAUGUGCUUAAUUAUAGCUUGAUUUGCGCAUUUUAUUUUUGGCUAAAAAGGUAAACCUCUUGGUCAUUUAGUGGUGGCUUUUUUCCCCUACCAAUGUUGUGCUGAAAUUAAUGGCUCGAUCUGCGCAUUUUUUUUCGCUAAAAAUGUCCAAAUGUUGUUUUCGCUAACAAUUUAUUACGAGAAUUAAAGCAGGAUCAAAAUUCAAAGGUCUCUCGCUCUUUUGCACGCAACCCUUGUAGGUUCUAAGACCAAAAGACUAAGGUACCUAUUUGAAUGUAUAUACUCACGGGUCUGGGAAGAAGACCACAUCAUUGUAGCUUGACAUGCCCCCGUACUGUCCUUCCGCAGAAACAACGUAGCAUACACAGCAUUUGUAAGCAUCUUUAUACAGU